Messenger RNA from Bolinopsis microptera, 5284 nucleotides. RefSeq lists its product as uncharacterized. The record is from RefSeq and is a predicted model, not a curated record. Gene Ontology annotation, molecular function: signaling receptor activity. NCBI's taxonomy places the organism in Eukaryota, Metazoa, Ctenophora, Tentaculata, Lobata, Bolinopsidae. Bases 99 to 4871 code for a protein of 1590 amino acids. The transcript has 12 exons.
AACAGUCCCAACCAUCUGAAGUGGGAGAUUCAGGAAGCUAUGAUUUCCCACAAUACAAAUUUGGAGCUGUUUGUCAGAUAGAGUGUUCUGUUGGAGACAUGGACGGUUGUAUUCCUGACCAAUUGAAAGAAGAUGCCCCUGACGCGAUGAUAUUCUUCAAAAAAGAUAUGAGUGAUGGACCAAGAGAGUCUGGCUCGUGGCGUUACGAGAUCCCAGCAGGGUUAUCUGGAAACUUCUACCGACUAGCCUCUGAAACUAAAGCUUACUAUGGUUCCCUGGCUGCAUGCCGAGUAAUGGGAGGUAACAUGGCCUGCCCAAGGAAUGAGCUACAGAACCAGAUGAUAAAGACGACUGCUGGAGGAUCUGAAGUAUGGUUAGGAGUGAGUGAUGUGAUGCAGGAAGGUGUCUUCAAGUGUACCAGCGGUGAAACUGCUGACUGGAAUAACUUUGCUGGAGGUGAAGCCUUGAACAAAUUUGAGAGAGACACUGAGGCUGACUAUGUGGCUAUGAAGGAAGACGGAACAUGGGUCGCUAAAGGAGCUCUCAAGUUCAACACUUAUAAGUUACCAGCAGUGUGUGAGAUUAGCUGCACCACUGGUAGUAGUCAGCAGUGCUUCCCUAAUGACCUCUCCGACGUUAAGAAGGUCUAUGUCACUGAUGUAGACGCUUCGACUGAACAGAUUGAUCCUAAUCCCGAGUCAUGGCCAGAAUAUAUGGUGAUCAGUGGGAACCAGAGAGUUACUGGAGGUAAGGGAAGAAAGUACAUUGGUGUGAAAACUUCUGCUAGUUUUAGGGCCAUGGAUAGGGCUUGUAGGAAGAACCCCAGGAUUCUGGGUCACAUCGCAUGUCCACGUAACACUGAGCAGCAGGCUGUCGUUCAGAGAUUAUCGGAGGAAAUGAUGGCUGAUGUUUGGCUUGGAGUUGACGAAUCUGGAGUGAGAUGUUCUAACGGAGACACGUUGGAUUAUGGAAACUUUGCUUCAGAGAGAGGCUCUGAUAGCACGGUCGUAAUGUCGUACAGCUCUGAAUCCUCACUACACGGACAAUGGAAGACUGCUGGUGGUAGAGCGUUUGGAGUAUGUGAACAAGAGUGUGAAGUCGGAAGUGACAGCUCAUGUGUCCCUGAUGACAUCUCCAGCGUUGGGAGAAGUACUCUGAGACUAGCUGAUGAAGUUAGGGGCUUGCAGUUCUCUGUUACCGAUGUCCCUGCUACCUAUGCCCAGGCGGUUGCUAGCUGUGAAGCUCAGGGUGGAUCCUUGGCUUGUCCCAGGAACUCGUGGCAUCAAUCCGCUAUAAAGUCUCAAAUCAGCACCUUGUCGUGGAUUGGUAUCACGGGACAGGAGAGAUGUCUUGAUGGAGAUAUGCUAGAUAUUACGAACUGGCAGGGAGCUUCCAGACCCAGAAAAGGGCUAGCAGCUAUCAUAACUCCUGACGGAAGAUGGAGCAUCGGUCCAGAGUCAGUGAGAUACUCAUACGUGUGUGAGAUUCCGUGCAAAGCAAGGGGAGUCAUAUCAGAUUGCAUUCCUCUGUCAUUCCCAGCUGAUCUUGAUGUAAAUGUCUUUAUUAGAGCUGCUCAAGUUGAUCUGAGCCCGUUACUAUUAGAAGCACUUGACAUCUUGAUCAUGGAGUUUGACGAAAGUGACCUCCUAACCAAACCAUGGGAAGCUAAAACUUUACCCGGCACAGAGGAGCCUCCCAUUCCAAUAGAGAUUGGUGGACGGCACAUUGACCGAGAGGGUGCUAUCUUCUCUGUUAUCUAUGAGAAGACUAAAUUCUGGGACGCUGUAGAUAGAUGCGAGGAGAUGAUGAUGAAGCUCGCGUGCCCUCAAAAUAACCUACAGCAACAAUACAUAACGUCCAAGAUUAAUGCCACAACUUGGUUGGGUAUCUCUGACACUACAACUGAGGGUUCCUUUGUAUGUAUGGACGGGAGUCAACAGAACUUUGAAGCCUGGCUUCCAACUGAGCCUGAUAACAAAAUAUGGGGAUCUCCAGAGGGAGAUUUCGUGUCCAUGAUCUACCUUCCAAACACCAAGUACCACGGCAGAUGGAUGGAUGAAACACCACAGGUUGAACACCACUACGCUUGUAGCAAGGAAUGCAUUGUGGGUAGUGCUAGGAACUGUAUCCCUAACAAUUUGUUACUGCCGGAGACAGCAGAACCUGGCACCUCUGCUCCUAUUACACUACCUGUCACUAACACUGAUUGGCCCACUGAACAGGUCUCUGGUGAUAUGGAAGAUAUGGCUGACAAAAAGGUUACCAAAGUGUACAUGAACACUGAGCCUGUUACAACGACAGAGAAAAUAUUUGAAACUGACGCGGUAAAUCCAACCGAAGUCCCAACACAGAAAGAUAAGAGCAUGACAUCAGGUUCCUCCAGUGAGACCUCCUUUACAAGUCUGAACGAUUAUCUGAUAACCUACUACAACAAUUCCCCAGGAAGAGUGUUCAAAUAUGUGAGCUCAUCCACUAAUUUCUGGGAUGCGGAGAUAAGCUGCUCUGAUAUGGAGAUGAUACUAGCGUGUCCUCAAAACAAACUACAACAAGGUACCAUCAACCAGGUUAUCAGGUCUACCUCCUGGUUAGGAUUUGCAGACUACUAUACUGAUGGAGAGUUCUUCUGUUUGAGUGGAGGUGAUGUACUGCAGUACACAAACUGGGGUCUGGAGCAGCCUGAUAACACCUAUAUGGAGGAGACGGAUGCUGACUUCACUGUUGUUGUGUACGAUAAGAACAGUCCCAACCAUCUGAAGUGGGAAGAUACAGGAAGUUAUGACUUCCCUGAACAUAUGUUUGGAUCUGUUUGUCAGAUGGAGUGUACUGUUGGAGAUAUGGACGGUUGUAUUCCUGACCAGCUGAGUGAGGAUGUGCCUGACCCUACGGUAUUCCUCCUAAGUAAGGAUGUUGAAUCUGACACAGAAGUUGAGGAUUCGUCUGAAUCACCUACAAAAUCUGUCACAAAACCUACAAAAUCUGUAACAGAAGGCACAAAAUCUGUAACAGAAGGCACAAAAUCUGUAACAGAAGGCACAAAAUCUGUAACAGAAGGCACAAAAUCUGUAACAGAAGGCACAAAAUCUGUAACAGAAGGCACAAAAUCUGUAACAGAAGGUACCAAUCCUGUUACUGAAGGCACCUCAGCCAGUGAUGACGAGAUGGCAACUGACCCCACAAGAUUCAGGACAGUUGACGGAGUAUCGGAGACACUUACCACUUACGAAACCAAACCUACCACCUCCCUCUUCAAGGAAAUUCAACUGGAGGACCUGGAGAAUGUCAAUACAGGCUCUUUCACCACUGAAGAACUUGUGACGGUUGAGCCAUCUCCAAAGUCAGUCACCCUCGUUAAAGUCAUGCUGGAGUAUGACAACUCUGAGAAAUACCUAGGAGAGCCAGGACAAGUGUUUGUCUACCAUCCAGUGCCCACACUGUACUACGAUGCUGCCUAUACCUGCUCCGGAAUGCCAGGAAUGGAGGAUAUGGAGGAGGGUAAGCUGGCUUGUCCUCUUAACUCCCUGCAGCAGUAUGCUGUCUCCGCUGUUAUUGAAGACAACACCUGGAUAGGAGUAACACGCACCGAACCAGACUCCUGGUCCUGUAACAACACUACCCUCUCCUACACUGAGUGGGCGGACACCCAGCCUGAUGACAAGUAUCUUGGCAGGAGUCCAGCUAACUUAGUCUACCUCUCUGUUGCUGACCAGGGAAAGUGGGCAGAUGGAGGAACUGAAGAGGACUACACGGGAAUAAAGUUCGCGUUUAUGUGUAGUUAUCCGUGUGUAGUAGGGGAGGAUGAGGGGUGUAUACCUGACAAGUACCCAGGACAACAGACAACUGUGGUAGUUCACAGCUCCACUACUGAUAAGAUGGAGAAGGAGAUGAGGGAGGGAGGAGCAGAUGAUUCAACCUACUCUCCUUCACUCGACCUCAGCCAAGUUAUGGAGUUGCUAACAACCAGCUAUGACGGGUAUUACGGUAAGAGAUUCGUUGUGGGCGGAGCUGGCAAGGACUUCUUUGCGGCUUCAAACAUCUGCCGAGACUUGGGAGGAAGUCUCCCCUGUAUCCAGAACAUAGUACAGCAGGAAGUUGUAGCAGGGCUGAAUAACGGCUCCCUCUGGUUGGGUGGUAUUGACUACUACGAGGAGGGAGUUUGGGAGUGUGAGAGUGGUGACAGUCUCCUCUGGACUAACUGGGCUGACGGACAACCUGAUGAUCUGUGUGACGAAGAGGAUGAAGCUGACUUCACUUACAUGGGUAGAGAUGGCAAGUGGAGGGACUGUGGUUCCAAUACUUUCUGGGAGUAUAAACGUGGUGUUAUAUGCUCUAUUGACUGUCAAGUAGGAGUUGAUGACGACUGUGUGAUAUCUGAACAGAUGACAGUGUCCGAGGAGGGUGUGAUUGAGGUACAGACCUCUACCACUUCCACUACCUACGAGACAGUGUACGGUCACUACUUUGAGUAUGUUGAGGAGGCAACAGACUUCUUUAGUGCAAGUAGGACGUGUUAUGACCAAGGUGGAAGUAUAGCUGUACCCAUGAACCAGGAGGAACAGAACUACCUCCAGUCCAACAUAAAAUCUGAGGCGUUCGUGGGAGUGGCAGAUUAUUACGAAGAAGGAGACUACUUCAGCAGCUCCGGGAACGAAAUAACCUACACUAACUGGGCUGAGGGAGAACCAGACAAUAUGUACAUGACAGAGGAUGACGCUGACUUUGUGGUUAUGAGCUUCAGUCCGGACGAGCCCGAACUACACGGCAAAUGGUCCACUAAGGGUUCCACCACAUUCUGGGAGCACUCCGCGUCCUACUUCUGCGAAUUCAGCUGUACCCCAGAUGACAGAGACGACUGCAUGGUGUACCAAAUCUAAGGAUAAGACUCUUUUAUCACAGAUAUUUUUAACUGAACUGUCCAAAUUAACCCUUUAUUUAUACCUGGGUUUGAUACGCAGGGAAAUUUGUUUGGUUUCCACUUAAACAGACAAGGGACUUGACGUUCCAUAGUAUGUGGAAUUUCCAAAGACUAUUUAAAUGAAAUUGGUUGUAUAAUUAAUGAUACUUUCGUAUUUCUGAUAAUGACCUUUUUUGACGUUGACCCCGUUUAUAAUGGGAUUCUAUAUUCGCAGACCCCCGGAUUAUUUAAAUUUGACCCUAUUGAGUUGCAAUUGAAUCUAUUGCAAUUGUUUUUAUCACUACUUUUGAAAGCUCCAUUAUUUUGCGGAGCAAAUGUUGAACCUAAAUAUGUAAUAUCUCAUCAUUCUGUACUUGAUUUAUAAAGUUUCUC